AUGGAGAUUAACCACUGGGAAGAAAUCAACGGCCAUUUUCGGACAUUGGACACACCGGCCGCGCUACCAUCUACGAGCGGAAACGGGACGUUCGUGACCAACGGGAACAAUAGCAUUAGCUGGCAGCGCGUGGUCGAUCAGGAUUCUGUUGUGGAACAAUUACCAAAGAACAGAUCCACAAAGUUGUCGUACUUCACAAAUUGGAGCGAAUGGAGUGUGUGCGAUCGACACUGCACGCAGAAUCGCGUUCGAAGGUGUCGCGAGAAGAAAAAAUGUGGUACCACGAUACUUAAGGAAGAACGAACUUGUCAACACAAUAGAAAAAGUAGGUGGAGAAGGUGCAAGCAACAUCAACGAAGAGGUCAUCGACAAAAUGAUAAAUUUCACGUCAUUCAGAUGCCUAAAAAAGAAGCUGCACCUAGGCAAGGCAGACAGAGAGGCAAGGACCAAUCUGUAGGGUAUUACGGAAAGUGGAGUAAAUGGUCACCUUGUACGAGAUUAUGCACUACUCAACGUCAUAGGUGGUGCAAGAAACCUGGGAUUUGCGGACGCGAUGUGAUAAGGGAAAGUGCUUAUUGUUACGUCGAAGGUAGCUUCUGCCAAAGAUGGAUUCAUCGAAAAAUUCGUGGGAAUCAAGAAGAAGAUGAUACAGUAUUAGACGAGUUCGAGUUGAAUCCCAACACGGUGGACAGUUUCAUCCCCGAGAAAAAUUCUAAUAUUUGGAAAUGUGGCGUCCCGAGUAUUCAAAAAACUUCUCGUCUUUCUUACUUUACAAGGAUCAUCGGUGGACGGCCAUCGACUCCGGGAAGUUGGCCAUGGCAAGUAGCCGUAUUGAACAGAUUUCGUGAAGCUUUCUGCGGAGGUACAUUAGUCUCUCCAAGAUGGGUACUAACUGCUGCUCACUGCAUCAGAAAGAGGCUUUAUGUUCGCAUUGGUGAACACGAUUUGACAGUGAAAGAAGGCACUGAAUUGGAAUUAAGAGUGGAUUCAGUCACGAUACAUCCGGAAUACGAUGCGGAUACAGUGGACAAUGAUGUUGCAAUGCUUCGUCUUCCGGUCACUUUAACAGCGUCGCCGUCCAGAGGAAUUGCUUGCCUUCCGGCGCCUAACCAACCUCUACCUGCCAAUCAAUUAUGCACAAUUAUCGGCUGGGGAAAGUCGCGAGUCACCGAUGACUUCGGGACUGACAUUCUUCACGAGGCUCGAAUACCUAUAGUAUCUUCAGAAGCAUGUCGAGAUGUUUAUGUAGACUACAGAAUCACCGAUAACAUGUUUUGCGCCGGAUAUCGUCGCGGGAAAAUGGAUUCUUGCGCGGGAGAUAGCGGAGGUCCUCUUCUGUGCCAAGAUCCUAGAAGACCCAAUCGGCCCUGGACCAUUUUUGGCAUUACCAGUUUUGGCGAAGGAUGUGGAAAACGAGGGAAAUUUGGAAUUUACGCAAGAAUGUCGAACUAUGUUCGCUGGAUCAGCAGAGUGAUGAAAGAAACCGAUGACUUUAAUUAAAACUUUCAUAACACUCAUGUGCUUGGUUCUAAUUAUCGUGCUCAGUGCUAUUAACUGUUCAGUGAUCUUUAAGUUAAGAACAAUAUCCAGUGUACUUUUAAUUAGGUAUAAGAACGAGUAAUCAUUUUGAAA
Molecule: messenger RNA, 1632 nt
Organism: Apis dorsata (giant honeybee)
Lineage: Eukaryota; Metazoa; Arthropoda; Insecta; Hymenoptera; Apidae
Product: plasminogen
Exons: 11
Coding region: 1-1500 (499 amino acids)
Biological process (GO): proteolysis
Molecular function (GO): serine-type endopeptidase activity
Source: RefSeq, a predicted model, not a curated record